This is a messenger RNA of Patella vulgata (common limpet), 4608 nucleotides long. Its product is annotated as X-linked retinitis pigmentosa GTPase regulator. The coding region runs from base 28 to 1347 and encodes 439 amino acids. The record is from RefSeq and is a predicted model, not a curated record. Lineage: Eukaryota; Metazoa; Mollusca; Gastropoda; Patellidae. The transcript has 11 exons.
GUCCUUAAUUUGUUGUGAGUUACCAAAAUGGAUGGUAUGGAAGAACUCGAAAUACCAGUUUCUGGAGCUAUUUUCACUUUUGGUAAAAGUCAUUUAUCUGAAUUUUUACCAAAUCAGUUUUGGGUAAAUAAUGACAGUGUAGUUGAUAUUUCUUGUGGGGAUGAACAUACAGUACUUGUAGCAGAAAGUGGUAGAGUAUUUGUGUUUGGUAAUAAUGCUCAAGGUCAACUUGGUUUAGGAAAUGAUAUAACUACUAAGAAACCAUCCUGUAUUAAAUCAAUUAAAAAUGAAAAAAUCAAGUUGGUAGCUUGUGGGAGAUCUCAUUCAGUUUUUGCUUCAGAAUCUGGUUAUCUUUAUUCGUGUGGUAGUAAUUCAGAGAGUCAGUUAGGUUUAAAAGAAGUUAGACAAGUUGAUAAACCACAGUGUAUUAAGGGUGUUGAACCACAACAAUAUAAAAUGUUAUCAUGUGGUGCUGACCAUAGUGUUGCUUUAACAGUAAAUGGUGAAGUAUAUGUAUGGGGUGGUGGUGAUGAUGGUAAAUUAGGAUUAGGUGAUGAAAAAGAACACAAUAUACCAACUUUAUUACCAUUUGAUGAAAAAAUAACUUGUAUAUCAUGUGGUUAUUAUCAUACAGCAUUUGUAACAGUAAGUGGUAAACUAUAUACUUUUGGAGAAACAGAUGAAGGAAAGCUUGGUUUAGAAAAAUCUGUAAGAGAAGCUCUUACACCACAUCAUGUGUCUUCUAUACCAGAAAAAGUGAAAGCUGUAUCAUGUGGUGGAUCACAUACAGCCGUAGUAACAGUGGAUGGUAAAGUUUAUACAUUUGGAGAUGGAUCAAAUGGUCAGCUUGGAAGAGGUACAUCUGAAUUACAAUUAUGGACACCGAAGUGUGUAGAACUUGGUUUUAAAGCCGUUGAUGUAUCUUGUGGUGAAAACUUCACUGCCAUUAUAUCAGAGAAUGGGUUUUUAUAUACGUGUGGUAAUGGUAGACAUGGUAGAUUAGCACAAGAACAAGAUAGUUAUUCUAAUCAAUUUUUACCUCAGAGAGUUAACAGAUUUAGACAGUUCUUUGUUCAUAAGGUAGCAUGUGGUGGUUGUCAUAUGAUAGUAUCAGCUACAAAACAUGUAGAAGACUCUUCUAAUAGACGCCAUUCUGUUAAUAGUAUCAAUGAUAUAGGACUACUUAAUGAAGCUCGUGUUCGUAGACGUCAACUGCAUAAUAUGUCAUUAAAUAAAACCAUGCCAGUUCUGCCACAACUAAGUCGAAAUAACUCCAAACCUAAAAUGCUGAACCAAACCAUGCCUCACCCUGUUUCUAAGAGGAAACUGACCAAGCGGGCAAGAUAAAAUUACACCGGGUUAAUUUACAUUUAUCAUUCCGUCCUAUUUAAUUGUUGAUAUUUGAUAAAUCUAUUUUUUAUUAUUUUAUUUAGUGAUAUAUAUUUUAGAAUGCCUACAUUGUGCUUUUAUAAUACAAAUUUAUCUUAGUGUUAAUAACUUGGUACAAACAUAGUGCAAAAUGUCCAAAUCAAUUGGCUAUGAUUUAAAUUAGCCAAAAACAUUUUCUCAGAGUAAAUAUAAAAUAUCUAAUUUGUAGACUGAGCUAGACUACAAAUAAAAGAUAUUUUAUGGGGUAAAAAUCUCUAUAGAUAGUGACUUCUAAAAGUUUUUGUAAAACAUUAAAGCAUUUGAUUAUAUGUGACAGUUUAUUAAGACAAUAUUAAUUUUGACAUGGCAUAUAUCGAGAAUAUUAUUUCAUAAUCAGAUAAGCAUUAUGAAUAAAUUCUAGGGGAUCUUCGUGAUGUUGAUGGAAGCAGGCAAAUCCCUAUUAUUGUAUGUUGUACGAGAUUUGAUUUCAUAUCAGAUUUGACUGUCAUGGAUACAGCACAUUUGUGACUUUUUUUAUUGAGUAAACUAUUUGUGUCCGGAAAUUAAUGAGACUUUUUUAAAUUUAAAAAAAAAAAUGGCUCUUAGAACCAGAAUAUUUUUUUAUAUGGCCUUAUAAUUAUUAUAAAAUUUGAAGCCGUAAAAUAAUACUUCCUAUAAUUAUUAUAAAAUUUGAAGCCGUAAAAAAUACUUGCAUACAUAUGGGCAUACAUCUUUAUUAGGGACACAUCACACAGGAUUAUCUUAGAACCACAAUGUUUUUUUAUAUGGCCUAAUAAUUAAUAUAAAAUUUAUAGCCGUAAAUAAUACGUGCUAUAGGCAGAUUUAGCUCUUGUAUACAUCUUUAUUCCUAAAUUACUGCUGAAUAAUUAAAUGUUUUAUUUCAAAUUUUAAACAUGAUUUCAACGAAUUAUUGUAUAGAAUUUACACAUUUUUAUGAUACUUAGAGAACUAUUUGAUUAUAUUCGUGAAGUUUUACUGUAGGCAAUGUUGGGAUUUCAAAAUUUUUCUUGUCAGAUGUUUUUACCGACAGUAAAGGGACAUAACUCUUAUCUUUAUUUAAACAGGCAGUUUCAGACCACACACAAAAAUCGUUUGUCAACAAAAUAUUCAAAUUCGUACAUAAUAAAAAAUACGUGCACCUCAUUAUUUUGAUAUUUAAUUCCUGUGCGGUAUUCAAAUUAAUGUCAGUAAUAUUCUUACAAAAUUAUGUGUUGUUGUAAUACUAUAGAAUGAAAGCGUACCGACUACUGCCGACCUGUACUUUAACCAGUUAUUUUCUAUUUUAUGUCUGUAUAGCAAGAGAUACAUAUAUUGUUUUAUUAUAACUACUGUUAACCAGUUAUUGUCUAUUUUAUGACUAUAUAUUGUUUUAUUGUACCUACCGUUUAAUUCAACUAGUUAUUAACUAUUGUAUGGCGAAAUAUGUAGAUCUAAGUAUUGUUUUAUUAGAACUACUGUUUAAUUCAACCAGUUAUUAUGGUUGUAUAUAAAUAUAAAGGUAUUGUUUUAUUAUAUCAGCUGUUUAAUUCAACCAGUUUUUAACUAUUGUAUGGCUAUGUCGAUCUAUUUAUUAGAUUGUUUUAUUAGAACUACUGUUUAAUUCAACCAGUUAUAAACUAUUAUAUGAUUGUAUUGGUAUUAUUUUAUAAUAUCUACUGUUUAAUUCAACCAGUUAUUGUCUAUUGUAUGGCUAUUCAGAUCUAUAUAUUGUUUUAUGAUCACAAUACUACUAUAUAGCCAUACAGAGUAUAGAAGUAUUGUUUUAUCUCUUGCCCUCUGUGAUUGUAUGGGAAAUUCUGAUAUUUUUAAUUCAAAAAUAUCUUGGUGGCUCAAAAUGAAAUACCCAGCAAUUUGAUUUACUGUAUUUUAACUUAAUUUAUUUUUAUAUAAUAAUCUACUCCUCCCAUUUUAAAUAUUUUCACUUUCCUGGUUCAUUUCCUACUCAUUUUUUUUCUCUGUGUGGGAAGAAAUCUUUGAAAGCUGAACAUAGAACUGCCGGUAUAUUUUACCAUCCAGGAAGUAAUUUUAAACCGUUAUCAAUGGUAUUCUAUUCUACUACCUCUUCCCCUUCCUCUGCAAGUUGGAACAGUACAGUAGAAUGUUAAACCAUUUCCUUCCUCUGCAUUGUCAACCCCCAAAAAUGUGUACCAUUAUAUUAAUUAAUGAAUGAAUGAAAUGAAGUUUUAUGGUACAUCAGCUCCAACUGGGCUAUAUUGUGUCAAAGUACCGGUGCAUUAAAAGUUGCACUAAAAUUUAACUGCCAAAUGAAGAUAGUUUAUAACAAAUUAAAGCUGAGAAUUUGUUGCUUUCGAGAAUAUUAUUGUUUUCAGUGAACAUAGUGAUUUUUAUCCAAUACAAAUUCCCAAAAAUUUAAAUGAUAUAUAUUAAAUGAUUUUAUUAUUAUAUCUAUAUAUAUCAACAUAAGGUAUAUGAUUAAUCUAAUGUACUUUAUUUUAUAGUAAUAAUAAUAAAAUUUUAAUAUAAAUGAAAUGGAAAGUCAUUUAAACAAAUGAAGUAGAAGAUUCUCAUUAGUAAUUACAAUGUAGUCCAUUAAAAUUAUUUAUGAUUACUGGGAAAUAUAACAGUCUGUUUAUAUAUAUAAUAUUAUACAAGUGGUUUUUAAUUUGAUAUUAUUUACUGUAUAGUAGUAUAAAGGGUAGUUCAUCUAUUACUGGUAUAAAAGCUGGCAGUAUUAUAUAUUCUACCAGAUUCAAUGUGUAAUAAAUAAAAUCAGGUUUAAAGGACAAUAUUGGUGUCAGUCAUUAUUGCAUAUGUGAUAGAACUCGUUAAAUACGUUCCAAAUAUAAUUUUAACGCAGAGAUCAUUGCUAUGAUAGAUGCGUAAUGAAGGUUUCUACAAAAGGAAGUGACGAACACAAAAGGAAAACACGAGUUAUCCUUCAAUAUAACUGACUGAAGUGACGAGUGAUAACAGAUACACGGCCGAAUUUUUGCUCACUAACAAUUCCUUCGAAGACCAAAAGUUGUUAUGUGAGACUGUGAGAGGAUAUCUGACAAUUCAAAAAAGUAAUUGAAUGUGAUAAUGACUGACACCAAUAUUGUCCUUUAACAUCUAGCUUUACACCAACCAGGGCUAAUGAAGAUGUUCAAGUGUAACAACUAUUGUAUAAGUUUUAUUUUAUAAAUUACUUUAUUCCUACUGUUAUAUUUAUCAUUCUUUAUUUUAGUUUUUAUAAUAAAAUAAUUUGUAAGAAUUAAA